Molecule: messenger RNA, 186 nt
Organism: Elephantulus edwardii (Cape elephant shrew)
Lineage: Eukaryota; Metazoa; Chordata; Mammalia; Macroscelidea; Macroscelididae
Product: metallothionein-1H-like
Exons: 1
Coding region: 1-186 (61 amino acids)
Molecular function (GO): metal ion binding
Source: RefSeq, a predicted model, not a curated record
AUGGACCCCAACUGCUCCUGCACUGCUGGGGGCUCCUGCACUUGCGCUGGGUCCUGCAAAUGCAAAAAGAGCAAAUCUACCUCCUUCAAAAAGAGCUGCUGCUCCUACUGCACCAUGGGCCCUGCCAAUUGUGCCCAGGGCUGCAUCUGCAAAGGGGCAUCAGAGAAGUGUAGCUGCUGCAGCUGA